AUGCACAUUCGCUACAAAACCGCAAAACUCAAUAUGUAUAACAAUUCGAACGGUGGCGUCGAGCAUGCGGACACCAGUAAAGAGGACGCUGGCCGGGCGGCGAAGAAAGGCGACGUAAUAAAGGAGGAUAAAGUGCAAGAUGCCGACGGCAAAGAGGGCUUCAUCGAGGAAGUUGUGCAGGAGGAGGAGGAGGAGGAGGGAGAAGAAGAAGUAGAGACAUUAGAACAGACUCAAGGUGACGCCGUGGAGGUGGAAGAAGUUUUUACAGAAACGUUGGAAAAGGAUGACGGUGAGGAGGCGGAAGAUGCGGAACCAUCGGAAGAAGCUACCGAUGGGAAUGUGUCGAAAGACAAACAGACCGAGCAAGAGCUGUCAGAGGCGGAUCCGGACGAUAAAAAGAUCACUAUCGAAAUCCUGAAGCCGGAGGACGUGAAAAAAGAAGCGGCCGCGAACGUGUCGCGCGAGGAAAAACCCGCCGUCGAGCUGGAAAUGUGUCGGGUGUGUAUGGGCACGGACGAGCUGUCCGAUAUAUUCCAGCUCGAAGGCCCGGUACGUGUGAGCGAUAUCAUCAUGAAGGUGUGCACCAACAUUCGCAUAACGGCGCGGGAUCAUUUGCCGCACAAAAUAUGCGAACGGUGCCUGGGACAGGUGCGCAUCGUGCACGAGUUCAAGAAUCGUUGCGAAGCAUCGGACAAAGAGCUGCGGAAGAACUUGAAGCGCAGUGCGAACAAAAGCCGCCGUCAGAGUGAUUUCAUCGUGGUGAACUGUCCGAUGUCAGACUCGGAUAAGGACGACGACGAGCCGGUGGACGAUGACGAGUAUAAGGUGUCACAGUCGGAGGUGGAAUCGGAACCGGCCACCUCGGACGAUAGCUUCUCGCCACCGAACAAACGGAAACGUACGCCCAAAAGAAGGGGACGCAUUCCGGGCUCCGGCCGAAGGGGUAGACCGGGUCGCAAACCGAAGAACAUGGCCACCAGCACCCCGGCGGUAGCACCGUUCACACCGAAGCGUGGCCCGGGAAGGCCGCCAAAGCAUCCGAAAACUUCUAGCCUGUCCAACAUCGUGUACAUAGAAGCACCGGAAGAUAGUUCCAGCUCGGGUGACGAGGAGGAGGUGAAGCGCAAGCGGAGGAAGCGUGGAGACAACCCGUGUCCCAAGUGCGACGCGGUACUGCCCAGUCAGCUUGCGCUGAAACAGCACCUCAAAACGCAUCCCGGCGAUCGGUUCGAUUGCAAUCGUUGCUCACUGUUCUUCCGCACGGAACGGGCCCUCGCGAAUCACAUCGAGCGGCAUAAAAAGGCGGACCGUAUUCGCGAGGAAAAGCGCAAGGAACGCGAAGAGCGCAUUGAGCAGCGUACCCGGUACACGCCCAAAUCGUCGGAUCCGGAAAGGUCGAAGCAGAAUACACCGCAAGGUUCGUCGACGGUGGAAAGGAAGAAAAAGUCGGACACAUCCGCAGUCAGCAGCGGGAGGGAUCUGUUCAAGUGCGUAGCACCGCUGACGUCCACCUAUUGGAGCGAUAGUUUCUCCGACUAA
Anopheles marshallii is the source of this 1539-nucleotide messenger RNA. Its product is annotated as neurofilament heavy polypeptide. The transcript has a single exon. Gene Ontology annotation, cellular component: nucleus. NCBI's taxonomy places the organism in Eukaryota, Metazoa, Arthropoda, Insecta, Diptera, Culicidae. Bases 1 to 1539 code for a protein of 512 amino acids. The record is from RefSeq and is a predicted model, not a curated record. Gene Ontology annotation, molecular function: zinc ion binding.